This is a messenger RNA of Lolium rigidum, 2423 nucleotides long. Its product is annotated as receptor-like serine/threonine-protein kinase ALE2. Bases 2 to 2206 code for a protein of 734 amino acids. Lineage: Eukaryota; Viridiplantae; Streptophyta; Magnoliopsida; Poales; Poaceae. The record is from RefSeq and is a predicted model, not a curated record. Gene Ontology annotation, biological process: protein phosphorylation. Gene Ontology annotation, molecular function: ATP binding; protein kinase activity. The transcript has 8 exons.
GAUGCGGCCGCGGGGAGCGGCGCUGCUCCUCCUCGCGCUCGCCGUGCUCUCCAUUUAUGUGCCACUGGGAACAGCAAGCUCAACAACCAUCACGGCAUACUUUUUUGGAUUAUGGAGCAGAGCGCGUCAACAGCAUUCAGCUCCUUCCCCUGCCCCAGCACCUUCUCCUGGACCUCAACAUGCCUAUCUUAAUCACCCAGCGCAUAGGCAUCAUGGAAGACGACGUCAUGCUGCCCCACCAUCAUUUGAUAGACAAGAUUGCAGUGGAAUAACUUGUUCCGCUCCGCUCACUUCUACUCCAAUUGGUUCCCCCUGUGGCUGUGUAUAUCCUAUGCAAAUUCAACUUGAUCUUGGGGUAGCACCUUACCAGCUGUUCCCAAGAAUCGAUGAGCUGGAAAUUGAGAUUGCAGCAGGUACAUUCCUGAAACAGAGCCAAGUCCGGAUAAUGGGUGCUGGGAGCAGUAUUCAAGAUCCUGAAAAGACAACGGUCACCAUUGAUUUGGUACCACUAGGUCAGAAGUUUGAUACGACUUCAGCCUUACUGACUAGCAACAGAUUUUUGCAAAAGAAGGUUCUGAUAAAAUCGUCUAUUUUUGGUGAUUACGAUGUAACAUAUGUUCAUUAUCCCGGGCUUCCUUCUUUGUUACCUACUGCUCCAAGAUCCUUGGGUCCAGUAGGCAGUAAUGAGUACCCGCUUGGUGCAAAUAUACACAACAGAAGCCAUCAGAGGAUUAACUCUAAAAUUGUUGCCAUAAUUGCUCUGUCAGCUGUUGUGCUUGUUUUGACGUGUUUUGGAAUUGGCAUUAUAUGGAAAUAUAAAGGAUGUCAAAAGCCUCAUGGUAGUGGUCAUGCUUCAAAUUCGUCAAUCACGAGAAAAGCAGGUAUGAGGUCAUCAUUCUCCAGUAUGAGUAGCUCGCCAACAUCUUUCCCUUCAACGAUAGCAACCUGCCCUUCAACAGUCAAGACAUUCUCAAUUUCCGAUCUUGAGAAGGCAACCGGAAAAUUUAGCUUCAAUAAAAUAAUUGGCGAAGGAGGGUAUGGGCGUGUUUAUCGCGGCAUAAUUGAAGAGGGAGUUGAGGUUGCUGUCAAAUUGCUUACCGGGAAACACCAAAAUAGAGAUCGUGAGUUCAUCGCAGAGGUUGAGAUGCUAAGUCGUUUGCAUCACCGCAAUCUUGUCAAGCUGAUCGGUAUAUGUGUUGAACGGAGCAUGAGAUGCUUAGUAUUUGAGCUUGUUCCAAACGGAAGCGUAGAGUCUCAUUUGCACGGUCGGGAUAAAAUAUAUGGACCACUUGACUUCGAUACCAGAAUGAAAAUAGCCCUUGGUGCAGCAAGGGGUCUGGCCUACCUGCACGAGGAUGCCAAUCCCCAUGUUAUUCACCGUGAUUUCAAGGCUAGCAAUGUUCUACUGGAAAAUGAUUUCACUGCCAAGGUUGCAGAUUUCGGGUUGGCCAAGGAGGCAUCAGAAGGAAUGGAGCACAUUUCUACUCAGGUCAUGGGGACUUUCGGAUACGUUGCCCCAGAGUAUGCAAUGACGGGGCAUCUCCUCGUCAAGAGCGACGUUUACAGCUACGGCGUGGUGCUCCUGGAGCUGUUGUCGGGCCGGAAGCCGGUGGACAUGACUCAGCCAUCUGGGUCCGAGAACCUCGUCACGUGGGCGCGCCCGUUGCUCACCAACCGUGAAGGCUUGGAGCGGCUGGUCGACCCAUUGCUGCCGCCGGCGACCCGCGACUUCGAGAAGCUGGCCAAGGCGGCGGCGAUCGCCUCCAUGUGCGUGCACGUCGAGGCGCCGCAGCGGCCGUUCAUGGGCGAGGUCGUGCAGGCGCUGAAGCUGAUCUACAGCGGCAACAACGACGAGACAUGCAGCGGCUCCUUCGGCGGGGGCGCCACGGAGGAGGAGUCGCCGUGGAACGACGGCAGGAGCUGCUCGUGGAACGACACUGACGGAACUCCUCCGCCACCGCGCAUCCCCGGGGCGCCGCGGCCGAACAGGAUCGGGUACAGCUCGGAGCCGGCCGACGACGCGUCGGCGCGGCGGCCGCGGUCGACGCCCAGCGCCGUGCUGGACAAGAUCGAGUCCCUGGCCAUGUACGACUGGUCCGGCCCGCUGAGGACCAGGACGAGGAACUUCUACCGGCUGAGGGGGAGCAUGAGCGAGCACGGCCACCACCCCUCCGACGAGUGCAGCGUCGAGGGCGACUGGAUGUAGCAGAUGGAUAGAGCUCGUCAUCGUGUUUCACUCUGCAAUUGUAUAGCCCCGGUAGAUACUGCUUCCUGAUGAGAUUUUGAUGCGAAGAACCCCUGGUUCUUAGAUCGUUUUAAUGUAGUGGGUGAAUGCGUUUUGGCCAGAACUUUGCUCGAAUGUAUGUAUGAUCUGGGAGGGAGUACUAGAUAAUGGGUUCAUAUCUGAAGGCAUUGCUGACCUG